Molecule: messenger RNA, 2759 nt
Organism: Triplophysa rosa
Lineage: Eukaryota; Metazoa; Chordata; Actinopteri; Cypriniformes; Nemacheilidae
Gene: fbxw10
Product: F-box and WD repeat domain containing 10
Exons: 13
Coding region: 158-2704 (848 amino acids)
Molecular function (GO): protein binding
Source: RefSeq, a predicted model, not a curated record
AAAUAUUAGCAGCCUCCGGAGAUGGGGUUAAGAUCAACAGAAGUUUUGGGUUGUUGCCCGGCAACAUCAGCGUUAAGUUUGUGAAGUUUCUAGGAAGGAUCUCUGUGGUGUCGAUCCUUUGAGGUUUAAACCACUCGCUCAUCCCGGGAUUAUUAGAAUGGCCGAAAUAACACGUUUGAGCAGAGAAUCGUGUGAUUUAAUGACGGAAUGGUCAUGUAAAGGAGAGGGGGAUUUUAACAUUUGUGGACGCUGUCAGCCUUGUGUCCUAAAUGACAGACUUAACCAGUUUACCCAGUGGAUGCAAAAUGCCGGCAGAGCAUCUCAGAAGAGAUUCCUCACCGGCAUCCUUAUGCGCUGCCAAAAUCUUCAGAUCCUGGAGAGUCUUCGGAGCGUUUUAAAAGUGACAUCGGGUAAGGAUUUCACCUAUGCCAGGUUCAGACACCAGCCAAAUAACACUAAAGGCAUGAAUAACAGCAGCCGGAGUGUGAAACUGCAUGGCAUGGACAUGCUGGAAACCUGGGAAUGGUAUAGGAAGAGCCCACAAUGGACCGAAUCCAAAUAUCUGCUGGGGGUCUUGUCUUCGUGCGAUACCCACCUUUUGCACAUUUUAGGAAAUGUGGUGCACAGCCUGAUUGAUUGGGAAAAACACAGAUUUCUUCAGUUCAGCAAUGCAGUGUCCCAUUUAUUAGAUGUGUGCCAUUCAGCAAAGAACUGGGAUGAAAGAAACGGAAAUGGAGAUUCAGGGUCUGACAGUUCUGAUGACCACGCCCUUACAGUCAUUCCUGGGACAUCUAAAUCAUUGUCAGGGGUCAGCCACUAUAGAGACCUCAUUCGAAGACUGCCACUGAAUGUGGCAAAGAGGAUUUUGGGGCUUUUGGACAAAGCCUCUCUAAACAGCUGCAGGCGUGUGUGCAAACACUGGCGAUACCUAUCAGAGGAGGUCUUAACAGAAAUGGAAUGGAAGAAAAGGGUUUGGGAACAGGCCAUGAUUCUGCGGGGUAACUCCAAAUCCAGGGUCAACCCUGUUUAUGCCAAGAUCUGUGAUGUCGAAGUGCCCAUUAAUGAAGAGGAACAACAAUUUCAGCAUGAUGAAUCUUUUCCCAUUGAAGUGGAACAGGACUUUGAUUCUGUCUACAAAGGACAGUCUAUUAAAACUAAGACGAUCCAACUGGAAGAAAGGAACGUGUACUGUGGAGCGUAUAACGUCCUUGUCUUGCUGAAAAGAGAGGAUCCCAGUAGAGUGAUGCAUUACGCUGGGGGUCAGCUGGUAGCGGUCGGCUCCAAAGAUCGUACCGUCAGGAUGCUGUAUGUUGCUUCACUCAAAGAGGGUCCUCCUGUGAUUCGGGGCCACGCUGGCAGCGUCAGAGCGGUUCUGGUUUGUGAAGAGAAAGAUUUGGUUAUCAGCGCAAGCUAUGACCUCAGUAUCAGGUGCUGGAAUCUGAAGACGGGUGUCUGCACAAGGAUCUUUCAUGGACAUUUUGGCACUAUAAACUGUCUGGAUUUGUGUGGAGAAAGACUGGUGUCUGGUGCCAAAGACUGCAGAGUAAAAGUGUGGAACCUGCUGACAGGGAAGUGCGUUGACAGACUGAAGUUUAAACAUCCUAAACCAAUCACGUGUGUGAAGAUUGAUGAAACCGUGGUGAUCAGCAGCUGUGCCGGAGGUCUGGUCAGGAUCUGGAACAUGGAGAGCGCAUCCCUCAUAAAGCAAAUCAAUGGCCACCAGGGGGCGGUGUUGUGUUUGUGCCUCGACCGUUGGCACAUCCUUUCUGGGGGUUCAGAUGGGUCGGUCAAAGCGUGGAGUACCAACAGUGGCUUCAAUAAGUGUCUGAGGACCUUCCAGCAUCCAAAAGAGGUGCUGACAAUGUCUUUCCUGUUCCUGCGGGUAAUUACCGGCUGCAUGGAUGGAAAUAUCCGGAUCUUCAACUUUCUAAAUGGCGACUGUCUGAGAGUCAUCAAGAUGAAUGUGCAGCAGAGCCCCAUCCUUUCUCUGCACACACAUCACAACACUGUAGUGGUGAUCACCAGAGGAACCGUUCUCAUGCUACAGUUUGCAGAAGUACAGUGGGACUAUUCUGCUUCUGCCGUGAAUAAUUUUUUCCGCCGAUCUUACACCUCCGACGGUGGGCUUUGGAGCAAGGAGAAGAGUUCAUAUGCUCAGCCAGAGCUCACAAGGGCAACGACAUGGAGUAAGCUUCAGGCUCAUCGGCACAGGAGGGCCUUCAUCGACCUGCAGCCUGAGCUUCUUACCAAACCCAGAUCUGGUCCAUCAGCUGGCAGUCUUGUCAGUGAAUGCAGUAAAGACUUUGAGAAAAAAGUCAACCACACACUAGCUGCUUGGAGUGCCAUCACCAGUUUGGAUAAAGAGACCAACAGCGUGCUUCUCAGCCAGAGUGAGAAAGCAGUCAGAGACCGGAUUAGAAAGAGAGGUCCUCACCAUCCUAUGACCCUUGAUAUGAUUCUACUACGAGCUAACAGCUCCAAGUACGGCCAAUGCAAUGAUCUCGCGAGGUCUAAUAUGGAGCUAAAUGCCAGAGUACGAGACGCCUGGGGCCCAGAUUCCUCCCGAGAGACCCAAAUCUCCAAAACCCACACGUCUGGUCCAUCAUUUCCACCCACUGAAACCACCUUAAAAAAAUCAGCCAAACUUGGUGCCCCUUCCACCACCCACAAGCAUGUGCACCUCAACCCUCAGAGGUCCAGAUAGACCUCCUCCUGCUCCCGCUUUCCUGCCCAGCUGGAGGCAGAGCGCACCAAAGGAU